CUUCCGGUCCAGGGGCCGCAGAAACCGAAAGUGCGGCGUUUUUAGGCGCCCCACUGAGAUUGAUUCACCUUCACCUGUGCGAGCCCUAGUUGACCAGGUAGGAAACCAGACAGGCAGUAAAAUAUGAACGGAAGAGUGGAUUGUUUGGUCACUGAGGAAGAGAUCAAUCUUACCCGAGGACCCUCAGGGCUGGGCUUCAACAUCGUCGGUGGGACAGAUCAGCAGUAUGUCUCCAACGACAGUGGCAUCUACGUCAGCCGCAUCAAAGAGAAUGGGGCUGCGGCCCUGGAUGGGCGGCUCCAGGAGGGUGAUAAGAUCCUUUCGGUAAAUGGCCAAGACCUAAAGAACCUGCUGCACCAGGAUGCUGUAAACCUCUUUCGUAAUGCAGGCUACGCUGUAUCCCUAAGAGUACAGCACAGGUUACAGGUGCAAAAUGGGCCCCUAGGACAUCGAGGCGAAGGGGAGCCGAGCGGCAUUCCCAUGCCUGUGGUGCUGGUGCCACUGUUUGCCCUCACCAUGGUGGCAGCCUGGGCCUUCAUGCGAUACCGGCAACAACUUUGAACAGCUCGCUUCCUUCCAGUGCUCCUGAUGAAGAGAACGUUUCUUCCUUUCUCUCCUCCUCCUCCCCAUGCCAUUCUCCCGUCUCUUGCCCUCUCUCUGCAUAGCUCACACAUGAUUUAAAGAGACUGCUUCCCAACCAGAACCUGGCUCUUCAAAAUCUUCAAGUCCUCGUAUUCUGAUGGGAGAGUAGAGGCAUUGUUUGAAGGGAAGCUGAAGAAAGACUUGCUUAGGACAAAUGAGGAGUCAUAUGUUUUACUAGGACCGCCAAUAGAAUCAGCUACAACCAAAGAGGGAAAAGUCCAGUCUUCCCGUCACCAUGGUGAUACCUGUUUUCUUAGCUGGCUUGCCUCAAAGGCCAGCUGUGCGAUAUAAGAGGAAGAGAGGAUUUUUCUUUCUAAUGAUCUUCCUUGGGAAAUUUUUUGGCCUUUAUUUACUUUCUAAUGACAUACUUGGGUGCCUAUAUCAAACAAAAUACAAUGAGGAGACCAUUUUUACUUUUUAAAAGAUAUAUAUAUAUAUAUAUAUAUAUAUAUAUAUAUAUAUAUAUAUUUACACAUGUAUACACAUAUGUGCAUAAAUGAUAGUAUAAUAGUGAAGCCUUAUGGAGAGUUAAAGAGGUAGAAACCUGCUCUGGUUUCUAGAUUUCUGGUGGAAGGGGUGAUCUUAAUUGAGGGAGUAAGAGAGUGAGCCUGACAGGAUGCCCAGUUUGAGUCAUAAGAAAAAGGAAGGAAAACUGAAGCAACUAGUUUAAAAUCUUAGAAUUCUUAUUUCUCAUAACACUUAAGGUGAAGUUGAGGCAAAAUGCCAUAAUCCAGCUUAGCGCAAGUCAAUCUGUCGGAAAACCUUGGAGGUUUAGAGAGAAAUCUUACCAAUCUCUGGCCUACUUAGUGACUUUUUGGAUACCUCACAGCCUGCGAAAGGAUCGGCUGGAAUGAUUGUGGUCAGAGCUGUAGUGACGGGGACAGAAUGACCCAGUGAAAACCCCACAAAGGAAAAAGAUGGUGCCUCCAAGGUGGUGCCUGAAUCCCCAGACUGCCAACACGUCCCCCAGGGCUAAUAACAGGCAAACUCUGAGCGAGGGAACUGCUCUUGGCCGGGUGGGCAUGAAACCAGUUUUGCUUCUGACUCAGUUCCGUUUAGAGAGUUUGGAUUGCUAGUUUGUAAUUA
Myotis daubentonii (Daubenton's bat) is the source of this 1728-nucleotide messenger RNA. RefSeq names its product synaptojanin 2 binding protein (gene SYNJ2BP). The record is from RefSeq and is a predicted model, not a curated record. Gene Ontology annotation, biological process: cell-cell adhesion; intein-mediated protein splicing; receptor clustering. Gene Ontology annotation, cellular component: cell junction; basolateral plasma membrane. Lineage: Eukaryota; Metazoa; Chordata; Mammalia; Chiroptera; Vespertilionidae. Gene Ontology annotation, molecular function: protein kinase binding.